GGCCCCGCCCCCUUCCUCUGCCCCGCUCGCGCAUGCGCUCGGGCUGCAGCCUUGCUGCCGCGCCAUUUUGCCGGGGUUUGAAUGUGAGGCGGAGCGGCGGCAGGAGCGGCUAGUGCCGGCUACAGUCCGCAGCUGCGAUUCCCUCUUCAGUUCCCGUGUCCCUGCGAGAUUCUAUAACAAUGGAGCUCAGUGAUGCAAAUUUGCAAACACUAACAGAAUACUUAAAGAAAACCCUUGAUCCUGAUCCUGCCAUCAGACGUCCAGCUGAGAAGUUUCUUGAAUCUGUAGAAGGAAAUCAGAAUUAUCCACUGUUGCUUUUAACAUUACUAGAGAAGUCACAGGAUAAUGUUAUCAAAGUAUGUGCUUCAGUAACAUUCAAAAACUAUAUUAAAAGGAACUGGAGAAUUGUUGAAGAUGAACCAAACAAAAUUUGUGAAGCUGAUCGAGCAGCCAUUAAAGCCAACAUAGUGCACUUGAUGCUUAGCAGCCCAGAACAAAUUCAGAAGCAGUUAAGUGAUGCUAUUAGCAUUAUUGGCAGAGAAGAUUUCCCUCAGAAGUGGCCUGACUUAUUGACAGAAAUGGUGAAUCGCUUUCAGAGUGGAGAUUUUCAUGUUAUUAAUGGAGUCCUCCGUACGGCACAUUCAUUAUUUAAAAGAUAUCGUCAUGAGUUUAAGUCAAACGAGCUAUGGACUGAAAUUAAACUUGUUCUGGAUGCCUUUGCUUUGCCUUUGACUAAUCUAUUUAAGGCCACCAUUGAACUCUGCAGUACCCAUGCAAAUGAUGCCUCUGCCCUGAGGAUUCUGUUUUCUUCCCUGAUCUUGAUCUCAAAAUUGUUCUAUAGUUUAAAUUUUCAGGAUCUCCCUGAGUUUUUUGAAGAUAAUAUGGAAACUUGGAUGAACAAUUUUCAUACCCUCUUGACAUUAGAUAAUAAACUUCUACAAACUGAUGAUGAAGAGGAAGCAGGUUUAUUAGAACUCUUAAAAUCCCAGAUAUGUGAUAAUGCUGCACUUUAUGCACAAAAGUAUGAUGAAGAAUUUCAACGGUACUUGCCUCGUUUUGUCACAGCCAUCUGGAAUUUACUAGUUACAACAGGUCAAGAGGUCAAAUAUGAUUUGUUGGUAAGUAAUGCCAUUCAAUUUCUGGCUUCAGUUUGUGAGAGACCUCAUUAUAAGAAUCUGUUUGAGGACCAGAACACGCUGACAAGUAUCUGUGAAAAGGUUAUUGUGCCUAACAUGGAAUUUAGAGCUGCUGAUGAAGAAGCAUUUGAAGAUAAUUCUGAGGAGUAUAUAAGAAGAGAUUUAGAAGGAUCUGAUAUUGAUACUAGACGCAGGGCUGCUUGUGAUUUGGUGCGAGGAUUAUGCAAAUUUUUUGAGGGACCUGUGACCGGAAUAUUUUCUGGUUAUGUUAAUUCCAUGCUGCAGGAAUAUGCAAAAAAUCCUUCUGUCAACUGGAAACAUAAAGAUGCAGCUAUUUACCUUGUGACAUCUUUGGCGUCAAAAGCCCAAACACAGAAGCAUGGAAUUACGCAAGCAAAUGAACUUGUAAACCUAACUGAGUUCUUUGUGAAUCACAUCCUCCCAGAUUUAAAAUCAGCUAAUGUGAAUGAAUUUCCUGUCCUUAAAGCUGACGGUAUCAAAUAUAUUAUGAUUUUUAGGAAUCAAGUGCCAAAAGAACAUCUUUUAGUCUCUAUUCCUCUCUUGAUUAAUCAUCUUCAAGCUGAAAGUAUUGUUGUUCAUACUUAUGCAGCACAUGCUCUUGAAAGACUCUUUACUAUGAGAGGCCCUAACAAUGCUACUCUCUUUACAGCUGCAGAAAUUGCACCGUUUGUUGAAAUUCUGCUAACAAAUCUUUUCAAAGCUCUCACACUUCCUGGCUCUUCAGAAAAUGAAUAUAUCAUGAAAGCUAUCAUGAGAAGUUUUUCUCUCCUACAAGAAGCCAUAAUCCCCUACAUCCCUACUCUCAUCACUCAGCUUACACAGAAGCUGUUAGCUGUUAGUAAGAACCCAAGCAAACCUCACUUUAAUCACUACAUGUUUGAAGCAAUAUGUUUAUCCAUAAGAAUCACUUGCAAAGCCAACCCUGCUGCUGUUGUCAAUUUUGAGGAGGCUUUGUUUUUGGUGUUUACUGAAAUUUUACAAAAUGAUGUACAAGAAUUUAUUCCAUACGUCUUUCAAGUGAUGUCUUUGCUUCUGGAAACACACAAAAAUGACAUCCCAUCUUCCUAUAUGGCCUUAUUUCCUCAUCUCCUUCAGCCAGUGCUUUGGGAAAGAACAGGAAAUAUUCCUGCUCUAGUGAGGCUUCUCCAAGCAUUCUUAGAACGCGGUUCAAAUACAAUAGCAAGUGCUGCAGCUGACAAAAUUCCGGGGUUGCUAGGUGUCUUUCAGAAGCUGAUUGCAUCCAAAGCAAAUGACCACCAAGGCUUUUAUCUUCUAAAUAGUAUAAUAGAGCACAUGCCUCCUGAAUCAGUUGAUCAGUAUAGAAAACAAAUCUUCAUUCUGCUAUUCCAAAGACUUCAGAAUUCCAAAACAACAAAAUUUAUCAAGAGUUUCUUAGUAUUUAUUAAUCUGUAUUGCAUAAAAUAUGGGGCGCUAGCACUACAAGAAAUAUUCGAUGGUAUACAACCAAAAAUGUUUGGAAUGGUUUUGGAAAAAAUCAUUAUUCCUGAAAUUCAGAAAGUAUCUGGAAAUGUAGAGAAAAAGAUUUGUGCAGUUGGCAUAACCAAAUUACUAACAGAAUGUCCCCCAAUGAUGGACACUGAGUAUACCAAGCUGUGGACUCCUCUUUUACAGUCUCUGAUUGGCCUUUUUGAGUUACCUGAAGAUGAUACAAUUCCUGAUGAAGAGCAUUUUAUUGACAUUGAAGAUACACCAGGAUACCAGACUGCCUUCUCACAGUUGGCAUUUGCUGGGAAAAAAGAGCAUGAUCCUGUAGGUCAAAUGGUAAACAACCCCAAAAUUCACCUGGCACAGUCACUUCACAAAUUGUCUACUGCCUGUCCAGGAAGGGUUCCAUCGAUGGUGAGCACCAGCCUGAACGCAGAGGCGCUCCAGUAUCUCCAAGGAUACCUUCAAGCGGCCAGUGUGACACUGCUUUGAACUGUAUUUUUCUUAAUUGGCUAAACCCAGAUGGUUUCCUUGGAAAUCAUGUAGACUUCUGAACACAGCUGCAUUAAAACAAAGCAAGUUUUCCUUUUGAACUUGUCACAAAUUCCAUCUUGUAAAGGAUACUAAAUGUUGCUUUAAGCUGAACCUUAACCUUGAGCAAAUUAGGUGGUUUGUGCGAUCAUAAAUUAUACGUGGUUGACUUUUCUAGUUUGCAGCUUUAAAGGGACAAGUAUUAAUAGUUCAGUGUAUGACAUUGAUUUUAGUUGAGCAUUUGCACGGUUUGGGUAAUUUUAAACUUUUGAUGGACACUGACUGUGGAGACUUCGUUCUCUUACUAAAUUUCUUUGUUUUGAAGCUGUUGCCAUUUGUAUUUCUCUUGUCCUUUGUAUUUUUUGUCUGUUUCUGUAAGCUUUUAUUGGAAAUGUGAAUAAGUAAAGAAUUACUUGUGUAGCUUGCCAAGCAAUGCACAUUUCAUAGUUUUAAAUCUGUAAUCAGCAAUAAAAACCCUAAAAUAUGUAUCUAA
Molecule: messenger RNA, 3627 nt
Organism: Carlito syrichta (Philippine tarsier)
Lineage: Eukaryota; Metazoa; Chordata; Mammalia; Primates; Tarsiidae
Gene: CSE1L
Product: chromosome segregation 1 like
Exons: 25
Coding region: 180-3095 (971 amino acids)
Biological process (GO): protein import into nucleus; protein export from nucleus
Cellular component (GO): nuclear envelope; cytosol
Molecular function (GO): small GTPase binding; nuclear export signal receptor activity
Source: RefSeq, a predicted model, not a curated record